AUGGCGAUGUCUCUGGCUGAAGAAAUAAUUCUUUGUGUUGGCUAUGCCAUCAUUUUCUUUGCCAACAUUGUGGGGAAUUUGUUUGUGUGCGCGGUCGUGCUCAAAACUAAGUACCUCCAAAACUUUACGUCCAUUUUGAUAGUAAACAUGGCAGUAGGUGAUCUAAUAGUUGGUGUUUCUGGUGUGAUACACAUAGUUUUAGAAGUUUGGUUUCUCGUCUCAGGGAAAAACAAUAACACUGUUUUCUGUGGAAGAUUGAAUGGAAUCACGUUUUUCAGCGCGUCCAUUUCCAUCUACACUAUGGCAGUUUUAGCAUUCGAUCGUUACCUGUCCAUUGUAAAGCCAGUGAUACGGCGAGGAACAUUAACGAAAGGCAAACUGAAAUUCAUCCUUCCAGCCAUAUGGAUCUUAUCUCUCGUAUUCUUCGGAUCAAGCAUGUAUUUUAUUGAAAUCUACGAUUUCAAGGACGAUAAGUUGAUCUGCUGGGAGACUUUGCCUCAAGACGAGUUACCGGUAUCUUACAGAAUAAUCCUUUUCGCAGCCAUGUAUUUCAUCCCGAUGUGCAUCACAAUGUAUUUCUUCGGAAAAAUUUUUGUUCAUCUCUGGAUUGGUAACCCUUGUAUAAGCCUUGCAACAAGCCAAGUGCUUCUAAAAUCCCGACAUCGCUUAACAAAGAUCCUGGGCAGCGUUAUAUUGCUUUUCAAUAUUUGUUGGCUUCCGUGGUUUGUGGUGGAGUUGCUUUUGUCAUUUGAUUCAAGGCUCGGGCGCCACGAAGUGUUGCAAUCAGCUUUGGCGUUAUUGGCUGUUACACACUCCAGCAUGAACCCUUUCAUCUACUCGUUUCAGAGUCAGAACUUCCGGCAACAUAUACGACGAAUAACGAAGAGAAACAGACCACAACUGAGUAAAGCAAAGAAAGUAACCAAGUGA
Orbicella faveolata is the source of this 930-nucleotide messenger RNA. Its product is annotated as neuropeptide FF receptor 1-like. NCBI's taxonomy places the organism in Eukaryota, Metazoa, Cnidaria, Anthozoa, Scleractinia, Merulinidae. The record is from RefSeq and is a predicted model, not a curated record.